AUGGACAGCUACGGAAACAUUUAUCCUUUGACAAACCCUCUUGUGCUUAUCACAUCUUGCUUUGCAGUGGCUGGAUGGAUCAUUGCUUUCGUAGGCGCUUGUGUCGCUGCAUUGCAUGGAAUUGCAUGGUGGAUUAUCAUUUUCGAGCUAUUCUUUACGGUGGGAGUAGUGGUGGCCUUGGGAUUAGGAGGAUUCCUACCGCAUCGUGGCAUGCUUCUCACGUUGCUAGCCAUUAGCUUUGUCUACCUCACCUAUAUCAUCCCAUUGAUUAAGGCUGAUGGUACUCCCGGUGGUCGCGCCACUAUGGGUGGUCUUAUCAUUUUGAUCAUUAUGCAGGGCUUUUGGAUCUUCUUGCUCGGCAUUUCGGAGGAGUCUCGUCUCUAUCCACUCUUUUAUGGUCGCAACAAUGUCAACAUCCCAAACAUCUCUUCGUCUAUUCGCCCAAGUAACUUCCAAUCCAGCUACUCUCGUAAUAAGGAAAACCCUCUGCCAUCCAUUGGUUCUUCAAGUCCCGGUGAAGGCGAAGCUGGAUCCUACACCACUGCAAAGGCUAUGCACACAUAUCGUGCCAACCCCCAAGAUCCAAGUGAGCUUUCCUUCUCCAAGAAUGAGGAGCUAGAGAUCAUUGAUCGUAACGGCAACUGGUGGAAGGCUAGGAAGCAAGAUGGCUCCGUUGGCAUUGUGCCCAGCAAUUAUUUCUCUUCUGUUUAA
This is a messenger RNA of Lichtheimia ornata, 711 nucleotides long. RefSeq lists its product as uncharacterized. Bases 1 to 711 code for a protein of 236 amino acids. The transcript is spliced from 6 exons. Gene Ontology annotation, molecular function: protein binding. NCBI's taxonomy places the organism in Eukaryota, Fungi, Mucoromycota, Mucoromycetes, Mucorales, Lichtheimiaceae. The record is from RefSeq and is a predicted model, not a curated record.